Molecule: messenger RNA, 6473 nt
Organism: Ictidomys tridecemlineatus (thirteen-lined ground squirrel)
Lineage: Eukaryota; Metazoa; Chordata; Mammalia; Rodentia; Sciuridae
Gene: Hspa12a
Product: heat shock protein family A (Hsp70) member 12A
Source: RefSeq, a predicted model, not a curated record
ACCGCCUCGUGGACGAUGGAAAAGUGGGUGCCCUGGACCCAACCUGCCCUCCCGGGAGGGAGAGGCCAGGGUCAGCGCCUAGGAGGGAAGAGGGCUCCGGGAACUGGAGGUGGCCCGCGGGUCACGUGCUCUGUUCCGGCCAGGGUGCGGACACUGCGACGAGGACUGCAGCCCCCGCUGGGGCACCCCUUCUGUCCCCGCCUCUGGGUGGCGCCUCCGGCGGGGCCGAUUACGAGUUCGGAUAAGAACCGCCCUUCUGUCCAUCCCUGUGCACCGUGCUGGGGAUGCCAGCGCUGGCCCGAAACGGCCCCCACCUCUGCAUAUUCAUCUCCAGCCCGGAGUCUUGGGGACACAGGAAUAACGCCUCUGUCCCCUUCCCAUAUCGUGAAUGAUGCCGACCCCAACGUCUCGGAACAGCAGACGUUUCUCGUGGUGGUGGCCAUCGACUUUGGGACCACGUCCAGCGGCUAUGCCUACAGCUUCACCAAGGAGCCAGAAUGCAUUCACGUGAUGAGGCGAUGGGAGGGAGGCGAUCCUGGGGUGUCCAACCAGAAGACCCCGACCACCAUCUUGUUGACCCCCGAGAGGAAGUUCCACAGCUUUGGAUACGCUGCCAGGGACUUCUACCAUGACCUGGAUCCCACCGAGGCCAAGCAGUGGCUGUAUCUGGAGAAGUUCAAGAUGAAGCUGCACACCACAGGGGACCUCACCAUGGAUACAGACCUGACAGCAGCAAAUGGCAAGAAAGUCAAAGCCCUUGAAAUCUUCGCUUACGCCCUGCAGUACUUUAAGGAGCAGGCGCUGAAGGAGCUGAGUGACCAGGUGGGUUCGGAAUUUGAGAACUCGGAUGUCAGAUGGGUCAUCACGGUGCCUGCCAUCUGGAAACAGCCGGCCAAGCAGUUCAUGAGACAAGCUGCUUACCAGGCAGGCCUGGCCUCUCCUGAGAACUCGGAGCAGCUCAUCAUUGCCUUGGAGCCUGAGGCCGCCUCCAUCUACUGCCGGAAGCUGCGUCUGCACCAGAUGAUUGAGCUGAGCGGCAAGGCGGCGGUCAAUGGGUACAGCGCCAGUGACACAGUAGGAGCGGGGUUUGCACAGGCUAAGGAACACGUACGGCGUAAUCGUCAGAGUCGGACCUUUUUGGUGGAGAAUGUCAUAGGAGAAAUCUGGUCAGAGCUGGAGGAAGGUGACAAGUAUGUGGUUGUGGACAGUGGCGGAGGCACCGUAGACCUGACAGUCCAUCAGAUACGGCUACCCGAGGGACACCUAAAGGAACUGUAUAAAGCAACAGGUGGACCCUAUGGAUCCUUGGGAGUAGAUUAUGAAUUUGAGAAACUUCUGUGUAAAAUAUUUGGAGAGGAUUUUAUCGAACAGUUCAAAAUCAAGCGUCCUGCAGCCUGGGUUGACUUAAUGAUUGCCUUUGAGUCUCGAAAGAGAGCCGCUGCUCCAGACAGAACCAACCCUCUCAACAUCACCCUGCCCUUCUCCUUCAUCGACUACUACAAGAAGUUCCGUGGGCACAGCGUGGAACACGCCUUGAGGAAGAGCAACGUGGAUUUUGUGAAGUGGUCCUCCCAGGGUAUGCUGAGGAUGAGUCCAGAUGCCAUGAAUGCCCUUUUUAAGCCAACCAUAGACAGCAUCAUUGAGCACCUCCGGGACCUGUUUCAGAAGCCGGAGGUUUGCACGGUCAAGUUCCUCUUCCUGGUGGGUGGCUUUGCCGAGGCGCCCCUCCUGCAGCAGGCAGUGCAUGCAGCCUUUGGUGACAAGUGCCGGAUCAUCAUCCCCCAGGACGUGGGCCUCACCAUCCUCAAGGGCGCCGUCCUCUUCGGCCUGGACCCCGCCGUCAUCAAGGUGCGCAGGUCCCCGCUCACCUACGGGGUGGGCGUGCUGAACCGCUACGUGGAGGGCAAGCACCCGCCCGAGAAGCUGCUGGUGAAGGACGGCACUCGCUGGUGCACCGACGUGUUUGACAAGUUCAUCUCUGCCGACCAGUCGGUGGCCCUGGGAGAGCUGGUCAAACGUAGCUAUACCCCGGCCAAGCCCUCCCAGCUGGUCAUUGUCAUCAACAUCUACAGCUCUGAGCAUGACACCGUCAGCUUCAUCACUGACCCAGGGGUGAAGAAGUGUGGCACGCUCCGCCUGGAUCUCACAGGGACCAGCGGCACAGCAGUGCCUGCCAGGAGGGAAAUCCAGACCCUCAUGCAGUUCGGGGACACCGAGAUCAAGGCCACAGCCAUUGACAUAGCCACCUCAAAGAGUGUCAAAGUGGGGAUCGACUUCUUAAAUUACUAACCAUCCUUCCCUGCCGCCUGCCCCUAGGACCAGCUCAUCUGCAUCUGCUGACCUUAUCCUUGACUGUCCUGACCUUGACCUUGACCCUUGCCAUUGCCCACCUGAACUUUAGCAGGAGAACAACCAGGGUGAGAAAUAACUAGGGAUUUUUGGAAGGUACACUGGAGUCAGAAAAGCGGUCAGAAAUUACGAUUGAGGUCUAGGAACAGGAAAUUCAAGGAUCCUAGAAGCGCAGCUAGUUUUCACAGGUACCAAAGUGGUGCACCAACCACCCGACAAGGGGAUCGGUACAGUCUGCAGCAGUGGUGGAGCCUUGCUUUGAACAGAUCUCUGCCAAGUAGAACUUAGAAUGCCCUAUUGCCUUCUUUUUAGAUUUGAAAUGAGAUCUUUGAGUCAGGAGAAAAUCUUCGUCUGAGAUCUUUUCUUUUUAGGUUUUUUUUUUCUUUUUCUUUUUGGAUAGCAGUCAAUAUAAAAUGCCACCCAUCUGUAGUCAGUUUCUUCUCAUCCUGGAAUGAACAGCGGUGACUCAGAGGGAACUUGGAGCAUUGUCAGCUGGUGGGAGAAGACUGCCUACACUGGGCGCUAUUUUAGGUUCUGAGAUAAUUUAAAUUCCAAGAAGGUUUGGGGAAAAAUAACUAUAGCCUUGGCUACCCCACUAGGAUUUUGGGGAGUAGGAAUGCUAACACCUCAGCUUUUCAGCAGGUAAAAAUUUGCUUUGAUGGAAAAAGAUAUUGAAGAGUUGCUGCCUUACACCAAAUCACAGUAUUCAUCCCUCAUCUGUAGGGGAUACAUUCCAAGAUCCCCAGUAGAGACAUGAACCCCCCCCCAUAGUACCAAACCCUAUAUAUACACACACUAUUUUUUCCCCUAUAUCUCCAUAUCUGUGAUAAAGUUCAAUUUAUAAAUUUGACACAGUAAGAGAAUAAUAGUAAUAACAAAAUAAGGAAAUCGUACAAAACAACUGUAACACAAUUUAUAUGAAUGUGGUCUCUCUCAAAAUAUCUCAUUGUACUCUACUAUAUUUUUGGACCACAGUUGACCAUGGUAACUGAAACCGUGGAUGAGGGAAAACUACUACAAACGUUGUGAUCUAACUCACAGAAUGCCAAAUCCUGAUUUCUGAGUUCAAAAGUAAUUCUAGUGAAUCUUGGAGGAAUUCACUGUGAGAACAUGAGGCUGCCAUGGCUUUGUUCACAUCUCCUAGUCCCCGACUCCAGAAUAGCCCUUAAACCUUGAAAAGCAUCCAAACUUUAAAUGAGCCCCCAUUCUUCCUGCUCAUCUCCAUCCCCCUGAGAGUUCUGACCAUUCAUUUCCAUCUUGGGAAAGGAAUACAUUGGUGAAAUAUCAAAGGAGAGUCUGUUCUAUGAGAUGCUUCAUUGAAAAUCUCCAGUUUUUCAAAUCCAUCUAAAUUCAUGUAUAGAUCUAGACUUGAUGAAUUAAGCCAGUUGUUUUCUUUUCUCUCUCUCUCUUUUUUAUUAGAGCUUUAUGAUCAUCGGGUCCAUCCAGACAAACUCAUACAGGCAUGGAUAUUGAUUUUGGUUCAUGAUCCCCCCCUUUCCCUCUCAUCCUCCCUCCCUCCCCUCCCCAUUUCCUUCCUCUACUAACUUCCUUUCAUUCGCCUAUGAAUUUGCACUUGAUGGUUUCUUCUGUUGUCCUUUCCUUUAUUUCACUCUGGCUUCUGCAUAGGAGAGAAAACAUCUGACCUUUGAGCUUCUGGGCUUGGCUAUCACUUGGCCUGAUAUUCUCCAUUUCCCCCACUUACCAAGCCACUUCUUCUCUAAAGCAGGUCUGUGGCUUGCCUGCGUCAGAAUCGCCUGGGUGCUCGCUUAGAGCAGGUUCCUGGAUCCCAUCCCUUUUAAGCAGAAGCUAAUUUGAAGGGGUCCAGAAUCUGCAUUUGUAGUGUAUACCAGAAGUGAAUGGGGUUCAGCUGGAAUUGGAGAAUUCCUAACUUUGUCAAAGCUGAAGCACAGGCCACAGCCUGAGCCCUCUGUUCUUCCCUUCGGAGUUUUCUUAGGGAAGAGGGCGGACCCCAGGCCUUGUCCUCUUGGUAAGUGGGGUUGGGGCUCCGUUAGUCACCUAGGAUGGCCCUUUAAAUUCUCACUGGGUGGUCUGGCAGGGAAAAGAUGUCCUGAAAGGCAGCCAGUGGGUCUGCAUUUUUCCCUCCCCACCACCCAAAGUCAGUUUUCGCCAACAUUCAGGAGCCAACUGAGGACAGAGACUCAAGGAUCUGAAUCACAGUCCUUCUGGUCUGUCAAAGCAGUCUUUUCCACCUGCUGGAAGUCAUUCCGAUUUCAAGUCACUGGAGGCAUGCAUCGCGAACCGAGAACGAGGGAAUGCGCUUUGAAUGCAAGUUGGAUUCGCAAACCAUCACCUCGGCCAAUAUGCAGAUUGUGAGCAGCACUUCGGGUUUCUUUUUAGCCCAUCUUCUUUUUCACUUCGCCUGCUGCAGAUUUCCCUGCUAGAAAGUGAAACAUGAUUAAGGCACAGAACUGGAGAAAGCCAGUUCCCUAACUUGAGUGGUGGGAUUUCAUAGCCAGGCACCAAGGUGUGUUUCUCGGGGUCUCCUGCUGCCUGCUCUGCUUCAGAAGCUUAAUGUUGUGUGUCCCUCUUUGGUGUUGCCAGCCACAGUCUGCAAAUAAGACUUUUCCAUUUAGUUAUGAGUAAUAUAAUUUUAUGUACAUACAGUGUUGAAAUCUUGUAUAGAAUCUUUAUUUCUACAAUAUGUUUUUCUUAUUUUAAAAAAAGGAAAAUGUUCUUUGAUUUUUGUUGAUAUCACUGCCCUUAAUAUUUCAUAUUUUCAUUUCUUAAUUGCUCUCACUAACCACUGAUUUGCACCGAUACCAAGUGAUGGAUUAUGUGUGCAAGACUGAGCAUUAGGCAGAGGUGCCCUGGGGUCAGCUAAUACUCUGAACACCUGGACCACUUGGAUCAACAGCUUCUUCAGUUUUCGCCAACUUCCACAUGCACAUUCUUUCCAAAGAUUCAGGAGCUAUAUUUAAGGGAGCGUAAUGUAUCAAUUCUCCUGUCCAGACUUUGAGAGCUGAACAUUCUGGUUUGGUAACCAAACAUGACUGUGCAGAAAAACCUAUGAAAACUCUUUGCAUUCUGUUGGGUUGUCAACCUGUACUUGUGGGGCAAAGUAGUGACUCUGAGGACAAAGUGUGGUCCAUGUGUGGAUGUUUUCAGUACACCAGGGUCAAAGGCAGGAAUCAAGUGGUACAUAAACCGAGCUUUUCUGUUGGGUAAGGAUGAGGCAAGUCCCUUGUUUGCUGCUAACGCAAAGCUCUUCCUGCCUUGAAUUAAGGAUGUCUCCUUGUCUACUAGUUCUCUUCGAUGAACUGAUAGAAAUCUACGGUGUUGGCAAAUUGAUGAUAGAGAAGGGGUGGUAAUUUUGCUGGACUUUCUUCUGGCCCCAGAGAUGCAGCCCUAGUAAUCCAACUCCUUAGACAAGACUCCCAAAUCCAUCCCUUUCCCCUAUUGAAAUAUUUUAGAGUAAGAGCACUGGAUAAGUACACUUGGACACAUUUCCUAAUCUUAGAAGGUUUCUAGAAGGCCUGUGGUCCUGACCCAUUACUCAGUUGCUCCUGGCAUAUUAUUUGAUAGUCACCUUUCUUGGAAGCAGAGUUGUUGAUGUCCUUUGUCACUGCCUUUUCUGUAUGCAGGAGGCAUUAAUGAAUGACAGGCAACUUACAGACAUGAUAGGAAAGAGGAGGAAUCACAAGAGUGUAUUUGCAGAGUGUUGGCUGAGUCCAGAUUACAGAGCCUGCCCCACCCUUAGAAUGUUAUUUAGACCAAGUUUAGCUUUUAGAGUCCAGGUCUGGUUAAUUGCCAGGGUAGCAAAGAAUCUCAUGCACCAAUAUAAACAGGAGUCAAAUGCAUUAUUAGUCCAAGAUCAAACUUCACAUUGUAGAGAUGUAAUUGCCGUGAGUAAGCUGCCUACAGAUGCUGGGAAAUGACUUAAGUGGAUGACUAGUAUAAAAGUCGUUGGCCAUCCUGUCACUAACACCUCUCAUCUGCUUGAAUUAUGGAACACUGUUCUACAAUCUCAGCCAUUCAGGGUCUUGUUCACUACAAGAUAGAUCCAAACUUCACAGAAUGUCGCAGCAGUUCACAACUGGACAGGACUGUGUCUGCAAACUCUCUUAUCUUCACUGAUGUCUAAUAAAGUAAAACUCUGGAUCUCA